Ilyonectria robusta is the source of this 1176-nucleotide messenger RNA. RefSeq lists its product as uncharacterized. The record is from RefSeq and is a predicted model, not a curated record. Lineage: Eukaryota; Fungi; Ascomycota; Sordariomycetes; Hypocreales; Nectriaceae. The transcript is spliced from 2 exons. The coding region runs from base 1 to 1176 and encodes 391 amino acids.
AUGUUGUUCGUCUACUUGCUCGGUUGGGCCAAGGCCUUCGGUCUAGCCUUGGCCACGUCCACGAUUUCUUCAGAGCACUCAGUUACUGAGAGCUCGCACGCUGUCUUCCCACGAGACACUUCCGACAUGAUCUACGGCGAGACGCCGACCUGUUCGGAAGAAUGCAUGGCGACGCGCGAUGCUGCAGAGGCUCUGAACCGCAAAGCAGAGAGUGCCACGACCAGCCAAACUCAUCCGGAGCCAUCGCAUAUUCUAGAGGCUAUGGGGAUUCUGGAUGUUCAAGGCGGCGUCGACGACCUCGAGGCCCUUUCCUCACGCGCCGACAUCACAUCCUCGCCUCACUCAAAUGUCCCGACAGAUCCUGUAGGUCCAAAUGUUCGAAUGGGCGAUAAAGUGGCUUUCUCGCUGGAUUUUACCGGAUCCAUGCCUACGCAAGAUCUAUUCGACACAUCAAGCCAGUUACCCAGUAUAGACCUUGGUGGACUUCCUCCGUUCGAACUGGACACAACUGUGACCAUAUCGCACACCGGUCAUCCCUGGCGAAGCAACAUGCCUGGUUUCAAUCCAGGUACACCUCUGACGACGGCACAGUUUUCGUCGGAACCUCCAUCGUCAUCUACUUCGCCGCCAUCAGCAAGCACCUCAGCAAAUCCACCAUCCGGCACACCCCUCUCCAAGGCCGAAACAAUCGGUGUUGUCGUGGCGGUCCUGGGCCUACUACUCGUCGCCAUGACUCUCAGGCUCCUGUACUGCCGGUUUGUCUUCCCCCGCCGCAACCAAGCGUCCCCCCAGCCUCCUGACUUGCAGUUAGUAGGAUUCCCGUAUCCAACUCCUCUUCUCUCACCGGGGUAUUCCCCGGUGAGAAGCUGGAGAGACAGCCAGAGGUUGCAGACAACAACGCCAAGGCACGGUACUACGAGUACGGAGAAUAUAAGCAGUGACGAGCGUGAUCACGCGGCGUCUGCUGGGGCCCAGAACGACCUGACACGUAGUGAGGUUGGACAACCGCGUACGUGUGCGCCUGAGGAGUACCGCGUUUCGCCAUUAGGCUCUUCGGCAGGGAGGAAGAGCAGGAGUACGAUUGAGAGUAUUCUAUCUGCAUACACGCCGAGUCGAUACAGUGAGCUUAAUACGGAAAAUAACGAGACUGGAGCUACUAAGAGGGUGGCCUCGUAG